AUGGGGAAUUCAGGGCUUUGUGGUGCUUCACGUUUAGGAUUUCCAAUGUGCCCAAGUAACUCUAAAAGAACUAAUAAUGGCUUCAUGCUGAAAAUUUGGCUGCCUACUAUCAUCAUAGCAAUUGGACUUGUAGCUUUCUGCAUAUAUGUAAUGCUCAGAAAGAGGAUUAAGAAGCGGCUAGGGAUGUCAGCUUCUCCCGGUAUGGCUGACAUGCUCACCCAUCACCUGGUCUCGUACCAUGAGCUUGUUCGAGCAACUGAUAAUUUUAGUGAGAGCAACCUGCUAGGGUCUGGAAGUUUUGGAAAAGUUUCCAAGGGCCAGCUAAGCAAUGGUUUGAUUGUUGCAAUCAAAGUACUAGACAUGAAGCUAGAACAAGCGAUGAGAAGCUUUGAUACAGAGUGUGGUGUACUACGGAUGGCACGACACCGCAAUCUAAUGAGGAUACUCAAUACCUGCUCCAACUUGGAAUUUAGGGCAUUGGUGCUUCAAUACAUGCCCAAUGGCAGCUUAGAAAUGCUACUACACAACUCUCAAGGUACAACCGAAUUGGGAUUCAGUGAGAGACUAGGCAUCAUGCUCGAUGUGUCAUUGGCAAUGGAGUAUCUACACCAUGAACACUACGAGGUGGUCCUGCACUGUGACUUGAAGCCUAGCAAUGUGUUGUUCGAUGAGGACAUGACAGCACAUGUGGCAGACUUUGGCAUUGCAAGGUUGUUACUAGGUGAUAACAGCUCUACGAUCACUGCGAGCAUGCCUGGAACUGUUGGCUACAUGGCACCAGGUACUAUUACUAUCUAGCAAUUUUCUUGCUCAAUCUACUUCUGAUUGAACCAUUGAGUAAUUAGGUUAAUCAGGCAUGCCUUAAUUUCAGAGUAUG
This is a messenger RNA of Aegilops tauschii subsp. strangulata, 877 nucleotides long. The record is from RefSeq and is a predicted model, not a curated record. NCBI's taxonomy places the organism in Eukaryota, Viridiplantae, Streptophyta, Magnoliopsida, Poales, Poaceae.